AUGGCUACUCCGUCAGCUACAACAUACUUUACUCCUGGCUUAGAGUGGAACAGAUCUAAGUACACCAACCAAAAGUCUCGAAAGAAGCUGUUUGAGGACAACGUUUCUCGAGCGGAAGCUGUUCUUAAGUCCAAAUUAUCUGCCCUUGGGGGUCUCAAGAAAAUUGUCAAUAUCUCCUUUAGCGACAAUCAUGGCCACCUUUCGUCCCCGCCUGUCUUUAUUGACGCACGAUCUGGAGAAGAAGCUAAGAUCGUCGAGAACUCGGAUGUGGCAUCACUGCCAAAGGACGAGAUCGUGACAUUAACGAUAGACCCUGAGUACCUUAUGAAGCUCGCUGAGGGAAAGGGCAGUGGCGACUUCCAAGGCAUCAAUGCCGGGCCAGGCGACACCAUCAGCAUGUUCACCAUUUUCACGUCCAUGCGCUUAGCCGACUUACUGCACCCCAAUCCUCCCACUCCAGUGACACCCGCGUCGGCAUACCCCCCUGAGUCGCUGCCUAAGCCGACGACGGAUAUUGCCGAGCUUAGACGGGACCUCGUGAGAUGGGGUUAUGCAUUUGCGAAGGACGCUCUCUCCCCUUCCCAGGUAGAGAUUAUCAAAAAGGCGGUACUGGAGCAAGCAGCAGGCGAGAGGAAAGCAGCCGCCGAGGGAACCAUGGCUCUCAGCUUUGAGGGGCCCAACCAGCGCAUUAAUGCCCUAAUCAAUAAAGGCGAUGAGUUCCUCGACCUACUGAACGAUCCCCUCAUCGACGAAAUCGUCCCCUGGUACCUAGGUGAUCACGCGCUGCUCGCCUCGUACAGCGUGAACAUCGCCAACCCAGGCGGGUUCCCACAGCACCUACACCGUGAUCAGGGUAUACACGGCCCACCGAACAACGAGCUGCCGUACGGCGUCCAACUGGCGUACUAUCUCGUCGAUACGACGGACGAGAACGGCGCGACACGUGUCAUCCCGGCUUCGCACUUGGGCAACGUGGCACCGCGCGACCGGCUUGACGGCUCUGAGACGGUUGCAGCUGCUGCGCCAGCUGGGACGGUCAUGAUUUUCGAUAGUCGCCUGUGGCACGGCACAGGAGCGAACCGCACCACUGACACCGUGCGCCCCGUGAUCUUGACAUACUUCAUGCGGUUCUACCUGCGCACGAUUGAGAACUUCUACCUCCCACUGCGCAAGGAUGUUGAGGCGAAGCUGAGCGAUCGCCACAAGUCGCUCUUGGGCUUCCGUGUCGCUGGCACGGCGAUUGGGGGUGUCGAGGGUAUUAAGCCUGGGGAUCCGUAUAUUGAGCACAAGGAAGGUCGGGGCAGGAUGCGUGCACCUGUUGUGAGUGCUUAG
Messenger RNA from Diaporthe amygdali, 1332 nucleotides. RefSeq lists its product as uncharacterized. The transcript has 3 exons. Lineage: Eukaryota; Fungi; Ascomycota; Sordariomycetes; Diaporthales; Diaporthaceae. The coding region runs from base 1 to 1332 and encodes 443 amino acids. The record is from RefSeq and is a predicted model, not a curated record.